AUGGAACCUAUAUCUUCAGUAUCCUCAUCCCAAGGCAGUAUGAGAGAAACAAAACAAACCCAAAAUGUAGAAGUACUCCCACAGACGCCGGGUGAAAGCAAAGAAAGACCCAACUGCAGACACAUUGAGUCUGUUGGUGACUACAUUCUGAUUGGCGACCAAUUUUUCAAAAAAAGCGAUUUCGUGAAUACCUUCUUGGAAGACUCCGGUCCCGAGAUGAGCAAUGAGCAACCAAGACAAGCUGCUUUUGCAAAUCCUCUUCCACUUGGGUUGGCCUCUUUCUCGUUCAUGUGUUUGACGUUAGGAUUGGCUAAUGCAAGAGUGCGCGGAGUCACCAAUCUCUACCUGUUGAACGCGUCCUUUAUUUUUGGUGGCGCCGUUGUUUUGCUGUCAGGGCUGCUGUCCUUCUGUGUUGGUGACACCUUUUGUAUGACAGUCUUUGGCUCAUUUGGGGGGUUUUGGAUAAGUUGGGGGUGUCUAAACCUCGAGCAAUUCGGUGUGGCCAAAGCCUAUGCCGAUAACCCUCAGGAAAUGCAGAACAUACUAGGGUUUUACCUCGCCGGAUGGACCGUGUUUAAUUUCUUGAUCAUGGUAUGCUCCAUGAAGAGCACUUGGGGGAUAUUUCUACUUCUACUUUUCCUAGACUUGACGUUUUUAAUGUUGUGCAUCGGCUCUUUCACGCAAAGUGUUAAUGCGUUCAUGGCAGGGGGAUAUUUUGGUAUAUUGAGCAGCUGUUGUGGUUGGUAUUCAUUAUAUUGUUCAAUCGCGAACAAGGAUAGUACCUAUGUUCCUCUGAUUGCAUACCCAAUGCCAGGAGCUCAUAUUGUGUAA
Saccharomyces kudriavzevii IFO 1802 is the source of this 831-nucleotide messenger RNA. RefSeq names its product acetate uptake transporter family protein. NCBI's taxonomy places the organism in Eukaryota, Fungi, Ascomycota, Saccharomycetes, Saccharomycetales, Saccharomycetaceae. The transcript has a single exon. Bases 1 to 831 code for a protein of 276 amino acids. Gene Ontology annotation, molecular function: acetate transmembrane transporter activity. Gene Ontology annotation, cellular component: plasma membrane. The record is from RefSeq and is a predicted model, not a curated record.